UGAAGUAGGGAGGAGGGAGGAGGAUGGAGGUCAGUCACUUGGUGGUGGCUGGGGAGACAAGCAGCUUCAUACAUCCUCCUACUGCCCGUCUGCCUUAGUUAAAACAUGGUGACUCUUCGCCUCUACCCUCUGCUGGCCCUGCUGGUGCUCCUGUGUGGAGCGUACGCGGACAGGGAGGGAGAAUGCAUCGAGGUGGGAUUCGCGCGGACGGCAGGCUCCAUGCUGCACCAGGGAUACGAGGCUGCCAAGGAGGUCAUGCUAGCACGCUGGGCAGAAGAGGACCUCAAAGGGAAGCCAGAGUACUCCAACUUCUCCCCACUCCUGAAGAAUGUGACGCGAACAGGGCAGCUCCUGGAGGCGGCGUCACAGGCCAUUAUAGGUCUAGUAAGGAAGACCCGUGUUGGCAAGAGAUGCGCUGAGGACUGGCUGCUCAAGGGCCUCGAGAAACACGUACUGCCUCUCAUCAACGUGGACAAGCAGCUAGCAGAGGAGAUGGGACUGGUCAUGUCGUUCCGCUGCAUGGUUGGCUCGCCCUACCCCAAUGUGGACGGUUCCUGCGUCAACCAGGAGUCCCCCGACCUGGGCUCUGUCGGGUCAAAGUUCCUCCGCCUUCAGACGUCCAUGAUGGGCUCAGACGGGUUCUCCUCGCGUGGCUCCGUGAAGGGCGGGAAGCUGCCUUCCGCUCGCCGCGUGGCCGAGGUGCUGCGGAAGCAUCUGAAGCGGCCGGCCGUCACGGGACUGUUCGGCGAGUGGGCGCACUUCAUGCAGCGGGACGUGUUCAGCAUCCCGGAGUCACCACUGGCGGAGGGUGUGGACUGCUGCGAGACCCCCGAAGCAGAGGACUGUGACCCCAUUCAGGUGGCAGAGGACGACCCUUUGCACGCCACCCUUCCCUGCAUCAACUAUCGCCGCUCCGCCAGAGCCCAGGCCAUCCUAGGCCACCGCGAGUCCCUGUCCCUCGUCUCCACCUACCUGGACGCCACACCUGUCUACGGCUCCACGGAUAAGGUCGCCUUCCAACGCAAGACUGGCUACUUCGGUUACCUUAAGGCACCCGGGGAUGAAGACGAUGACGAGGAGGGAGAGAAGAAAAAGAAGAAAGACACAAAGGUGGGAGACUGUGCUGCCCCGGAGAGCUUUAAAGGUUGCUUCCAGCUUGACGAGGAUGACGACUGGGUGGCUGGAAUUCGCCUUCUGCUGGUGCUGGAACAUAACCGCAUUGCCGAGGUCUUGUCAGAGAUAAACCCGCACUUCGAUGAUCCUCUGCUGUAUAACGAGGCCAGACGCAUCGUAGUGGCCUCGUAUGACCACGUGACCUACAAUGAGUACCUGCCCUUGCUGAUGGGACGUCCCGCCGUGGAGAAGCACACGCUGCAGCCUGGCGCCGAGGGGCCCGGCUCUGGCUACAUCGCAGAGGUCAACCCAGGAGUGCUCGCCUCCUUCGCUGUCUCCUCGUACAGGAACCCCGCCAUGACGACUGAGUGGAAGAAGGAACAGGGGAAGACCGAGCUGGUGGACUCCCUUCACUACGAGUCCAUCCGGAACGACCCCUACUACGACCUGCUGGCCAUGGACAUCCAGCGCGGCCGUGACCAGGGUGUGGCUGGCUACGUGGUGUGGCGGCGCUUCUGUGACGACAAGCACGCCUACAACACCUGGGAGGACCUGGAGCGUGGCCUGGACAAAGAGCUCGUGAAGGACCUCAAGGAACUCUACCAGGACGAGCUGGACGACGUGGACCUGCAGGUGGCGGUGCUGGAGAACGAUACUGACGAGGGUGUUGUGGGGAAGACCUACACGUGCCUCCUGGCUGACCAGUUCGCGCGACUCAAGACCGGCAAUCGUCUCUUCUGGGAGCACGAGUCCAGCCUGAUGACGGUGGAGCAGAAGACCUACAUCAAGGGCGUCACGCUGGCCCACCUCCUCUGUGCCAACCUGCCCGGACUCCGCGCCACGCCCAAGAACUCCUUCCUCCCGCCCUCCGACAGCAACCCGCUGGUGCCGUGCGAGGAGCUGCGCGGCGGGAACCUGACGGCGUGGAAGGACACUUCACUCAUAGAGAAGAUGAAGAAGGUGAAGACGGAAGGCAAGAAGCAGGCUGAGAUGGUGGAAGAAAAAGAAGAGGCAAAGGAGGAACCGAAGAAGGAAGAGGAAAGUGAAGAGGUGGAAGUCAAGGCUGAGGAGGAAGAGGAGGGGGAUCAAGUACAGCACACAGCCUCCGUCCUCCACAAAGACGAAACUCCGCACCUUGAACUCUGAGGAGGGGGACUUAAUGCCUCGUGCUGGAGAUUAGGGGGAAGUAAGGAUGAGGGGGAGUAUUAGUAAGUUAUAAUUAUGUCUGGGCAGGCGAGGAUGGAGAGAGGGAUUAUUAAUAGGUUCCUCUAAUUAUGUCCCGUUCCAAUUUUUUUUUUACUAUUAAUCCUUCUACUUUAUUUAUAUUCUCUUUUGUCUCCUUUCUUCCGUAAAUGGAUGGGUAAGGUGAAGGAUCAUAGAAAAGACGCAGUUUCUUUCGCUAUUGUUUGUCUUCGAUUCUCUUUUUCUUCCAUUCCUCUUUCAACUGCUUAUUAUGUUUUCUUCCCGCACAUUUCCUUAUUCUUUUCUUUCGUUCUCCUAUUCCUCUUUCAAUUGCUUAUUAGUUUCUUCUUUUUUCCGCACAUUUCUUACUCUCCUCCUUCGCCAUUUAUUAUUCCGUCUCGAAAGUCUCUCCCUCUUCUCGGAUUUCCUUCUCCCCUAUUUCUUCCUCUCCUCUUCUGUUCUGGUAUUCCCCCUUCGCACACGUUUCCCUCUCUCUCCUAUUCCUCUCCUUGUCUUUCUCUCCUUUCCUCGCAUGCACAUCCCUUGCUCUCAUAUCCAUUUCACCUUUGCAGUGUAUUCUCUUUUGCUGUUUCUCCCCUAUAUAAAUUUCCCUUCCCUUUCCCCCGCUGAUCACUUUCCUUUUGGCCUUUCGCAAUUUUUUUUUUUCCCGCCUAUUUUUUUUUCCCCAACCAAACAGUUGAACAUUCAUGAAGUGACGUUUUCCCAGGUAUACUCCCUUGCACCUUUCACAGAAGUUUUCAUCUUCUCUUGAUGUAAAGUUGUCCCUCUCCUUCCUUCUUUUCCUUCCCAUUUUAUCCAUCUCGUUCUUCCUCUCCUUCCUUCUUUUCCUUCCCAUUUUAUCCAUCUCGUUCUUCCUUUGGUCUCUUCUCUUCCACCUGGGAAUAUCAUCAUCUCUCCCUAGACUUUCUCAUCCUCAUCUCUCUUCUCUCCUCCAUUUCUUUCGUUUAAUUAUUCCUUUAUCUGCUUUUGUCAUAAUCUCUCUCUCUCUCUCUCUCUCUCUCUCUCUCUCUCUCUCUCUCUCUCUCUCUCUCUCUCUCUCUCUCUCUCUCUCUCUCUCUCUCUCUCUCUCCUGCGGCGUCUAGCUCCGUCCGUUUGUACUACAGCUCCCACUCCUCGUUACUCGCCGUGAGCUUGGAGGUGCAGUCCCUUCGUCCGUCCAUCUGAGUCUGUUUGGCGUUGCUGCUACAAGUCUGCGUGUGUCUGUCACUGUGUUUGUGUUUGAGGCUCACGGCGGGCUGGGGAUGCACCGUGAUCAAGGACAUCGGUCAACAAGGGAAGCUGUGUGGGGGCGCCGUGGCCUCUCCUUCCUCCGGCCUGCUGGGGAGGGAAUUAAAGAAAGUCUAGUAACCAAAUGUUAUUGUUUUUGAGGUAAUUCUGUCUGAGUGAAAUGUAGUAGAUAUAUUAGUUUUUGAUAGUGAUGGCAUUGAGUAACUUGUUUGUUCAGACACUGAUAAUUGCCUUCAGUUAUAAUACUGUUAGGGUUAUAAUAUUGUUAGGAUACUGUUACAACAUACGCUCUAUAUUCAGGUUUAGUGAUAAAUAUCUUGCAAGGUUCACACAGCAUUGUAUGGUGUGCAAAGGGAGGUGGUGACUGCGUGGAUAGACGGGUGGUGCUCAAGGGUAAGCUGUUUGUCCUCCCGUGAAUCUAAGGAGUGGUCGUUAAUGUUUGGAUGAAUUGUUAAUUUCUUUGUUGCAAGCUUCAAGAAUGUUAUCGUAAUGUUGACGUUUAUACUGUUAUCUACACACGUGCAUUAAGCUUAACACACGUGGAUGGAAAGCUAUAUAUUUUUCUAUGUCCCGCGGCCGUGUGUGGCAGGGAUCGUUUCUGUAUCGUGCAGCGAGGGGUCACUGGCCACACCCUUCAACAGGGCUCUCGUUGUCGCCUGACUGGCACCGCGUAAAGGGAGAGGGAGCUCUCUGUGGUGGUCAGAAUAAAGGUGUUUUGAAUA
Scylla paramamosain (green mud crab) is the source of this 4265-nucleotide messenger RNA. Its product is annotated as peroxidase-like. Lineage: Eukaryota; Metazoa; Arthropoda; Malacostraca; Decapoda; Portunidae. The coding region runs from base 106 to 2259 and encodes 717 amino acids. The record is from RefSeq and is a predicted model, not a curated record. Gene Ontology annotation, biological process: response to oxidative stress. Gene Ontology annotation, molecular function: peroxidase activity; heme binding. The transcript is spliced from 15 exons.